AUGCCGUCGAAGAAAUCGAAGAACGAUUCAGAGAAGAAAUCAAUCGUGGAGGCAUCAGAUGGUCUGGGUACUACACCAGCCACUACCGGUAGUAAGACCUCGAAGGAAGAUGUUGACGAUAAAAGGUCCAACCUUCGAACUGGAACUAUACCGAAUAGAACAGAUAAUCUCAGUAGUGGAGAGGCCAAGAAGCAGGUCGAGAUUUUAUCCAACGAUAAUGUGAGACGGAACCCUCCGCGCAAGGUUAGAAGAAACCAUUGUCAGUCCUGUGAUGAACCUGACACCAGUAGAAUGGUGCAGUGUGAUACUUGUGACCUAUGGUAUCAUUUCUUCUGUGUGGAGGUAUCGGCAGGAAUUGCAGAUGUGAGUUGGAUUUGUCCCAUGUGCGAUGUCAUAAAGGACUCAAUCACUCCUUCGGAACAAAAUACUGCCGGUGACCAGAUUGUUAGUAAUUUGGCCAAGGAUAGACUGCCAAAGAUCAGGACUUCGCUGUCCCAGAGCAAGAUGGGUAGCUCGAAGAGUGAGUCAAAAAGACGAAGAGAUCUGGCAUUGCAGAAGCUGGAGGCUGAGUUUAUGCUAGAAAAACGCUAUAUUGAACGUAUGUACGACAUGCUACUAGAAGAUGAAACGGACGCUGCCUCAGUUGUGAGCGAAACCGAUUCCUACAAAAUGUUGAAAAUACAAGACUGGAUAGCUGCUGCUGAACGCAUUGGUGAGUUGAAUCUAUCCGAGACUGCUGGAGAAAACCAUAAUAGAAGCGCACCGAACCACUCGGAAGGGCCAUUAGAGAGCCAUGUUUCAAAUUCUCAACGGCACAUAGAUCAACCACCAACCCUACAAGUAAACGAGUUCGUUCCCAGUCAACGGUCCACGCCAAAGCAGUCAGUACCACCAAGGCUGCCUCAGCUAACAGAAAAUGUGAACGAUGAAACUGUGUGCAUAUUGAACCGCAGUCAAAUUGCUGCGCGUCAGGCUAUGUCCAAAGACCUUCCGGAGUUUAGCGGUAGCCCUGAGGACUGGCCUCUAUUUUAUUCAAUGUUUAACACCUCCACUCAGAUGUGCGGUUUCUCUAACGAAGAAAACAUGCUGCGGCUUCGUAAGUGCUUGCGAGGUAAGGCAUUGGAGGCAGUUAGGUGCCGAUUACUUCAUCCAUCGAACGUUUCUGGAGUAUUAUCCACUCUGAAGAUGCUGUAUGGAAGGCCAGAAGCCAUUGUCCAGGCAAUAAUUGGCAAGGUACGAGGCUUACCAUCGCUGAAUAUAGAAAAACUAGAAACGGUUGUCAAUUUCGCAUUGACGGUUGAGAACCUGGUUGCAACGAUUCAGGCCUGCGAAGUGAGUGACUUCGUAUACAAUGUCUCCUUGCGAUAUGAGCUGGUGGAAAGAUUACCACCGACCCUGACACCGAAUCUCCUUGAUUUCAGCUCGUGGUUAUACUCCAUGGCAGACGAUGCAAGUGCCAUCAUGACAACUCCCAGUCAGGAUCAACGGCCGCGAACAAGCAGAAAGGAUACGUUUCUCAACUAUCAUUCAGCAACGGAUAGCGAGGGCAUGAGGCCCACGAGACCUGUCCAGAAAGUGACAUUUGUUCUCGAAAAAUCGUCCAGCGUUCAGUGCAUAGUAUGCAAAGGGAGCUGUUCAUCACUAACUAACUGUAAACGCUUCGCGGAAUUCAGCUGUGAGUCUAGGUGGGCAGUGGUGAGGGAACGUAAACGCUGCCGAAAAUGCCUCAGGAAGCACAACGGAUCGUGUAACAAGCAAAAAAUAUGUGGUACUGAUGGUUGUUCGUACCUACAUCACCCUCUUCUGCACACUAGUAAAGGUCAGUAUAAUAAAAAAUCAGCCUCAUCGAACGAGCCAUCGACUGUAGUGGGGCAAAACAACGAAACGACGUGUAACGUGCACCAAGGACAAUCGGAAGUUCUCUUUAGAGUUGUUCCUGUUAUUCUGUAUGGACCUUCGAAAACAAUUCGAACACACGCAUUUAUCGAUGAUGGAUCUGAGCUUACGUUGAUAGAACAAUCCCUUGCGGAUGAGCUGGAAUUGAAAGGACCAGCAAAAUCGUUAUGCUUAAAAUGGACGGGUGGUGCGCGGAGGACAGAAAGCUCUUCACAAAGGGUAAGCUUACAAAUUUCCGGAAACGUAGAUUCGACAAAAAAGUACAACCUGUCCUCAAUACAAACAAUUGGAGCGCUGCAAAUUCGACCGCAAACGUUGCUGGUAGAAAACAUGCAGGAGAGAUUCCAGCAUUUACGCGGGCUACCACUAGAAUCAUACCACAAUGUCAGUCCAAGGCUGCUUAUAGGAUUAGAUCACGCAGGCCUCGGAUAUGCUAAAGAAAGUCGAGAAGGUAAACCGAAGGAACCAAUAGCCGUUAAAACCCGCCUCGGAUGGGUCGUAUACGGAAGCUGUGUAGGAGAGGAGAAGGCCUUUCGCUAUGUGAACUAUCAUAGCCUUCAAGUAUGCCAGUGCAAUCUGGAGAUCGAUGGAGCGCUAUACAAAGCAGUAAAAAACUAUUUUACACUCGAUAGUCUCGGAAUCCAUACCCCGGGCAAGCCAAUGUUGUCAACAGAGUAUCAACGAGCACAAACGCUACUUGAAACAUUAACAAGACCAAAAAAUGGUCGUUUUGAAUCUGGCCUCUUGUGGAAGUACGAUAAUGUACGACUACCAGAUAGUGAAAGAAUGGCAUUAAGGCGAUGGCGAUGUCUAGAUAGCCGACUGCGGAAGGAUCCAAUUUUAACAGAAACUCUUACCACGAAAAUCGACGACCACAUCACCAAAGAUUAUAUUCGGAAAUUAACUGUUGAAGAACUGCAUUUACCUCACACAAGAGUGUGGUAUCUUCCAAUCUUCCCAGUGAAUAACCCAAACAAACCGGUACUAAUACAAUUCCGGGAAUACAAAACGGCGGUGUGUGGAGACAUUCGUGAAAUGUACCAUCAGGUACAGAUUCGUGAGGAUGAUCAGCAUUGCCAACGAUUCUUUUGGAAAGAUAAGCCAGAAGAUCUCCAUCCCAGUGUAUAUAUUAUGAUGGUAAUGACGUUCGGUGCUAGAUGUUCGCCGAGUACUGCACAGUACAUAAAAAACCACAACGCGGAAAGAUUUCAGCAGGACUACCCAGCCGCAGUCCAUGCCAUCACGAAGCAGCACUAUAUCGACGACAUGCUUGUUAGCGUCGAAUCAGAAAAGGAAGCCUUGCAGAUAGCAAAUGAUGUUAGAAUGAUCCACGCAAAAGCUGGAUUUGAGAUGAGAAAUUGGAUCUCAAACUCAGCCAAUGUACAGGCAGAACUACACGGAGCCACCGCCGACGAGAAGAACCUAAGUAUCGGCGAUGAAAAUGCUACUGAAAAGGUCCUUGGGAUGCGGUGGGACACUGUGACGGAUCGUUUCACAUACAAGCUGUCUGCACGAUAUGCUCAAGACCUCCUCUCAGGCUAUCAACGACCGACCAAGCGGGAAGUGCUUAGAAUGCUUAUGAUGAUCUUCGAUCCGUUGGGCAUCAUUGCACACUUUCUGAUGUUCCUUAAAGUCCUUUUACAAGAGAUCUGGAGAUCCGGGAUCGGCUGGGAUGACCCGAUUGAAGAUGUACACUUCGAGAAGUGGUUACUGUGGCUGUCAGUUUUACCUCAAGUUACUUCAGUCAGAAUCCCUAGGUGUUAUCGGGUUCAAACAUCUUUAGCAGCGGAUACAGAAGUACAAAUGCACACCUUCGUAGACGCUAGCGAAAAUGGCUUUGCUGCGGCAAUUUAUUUACGAUUUCGUCAAGGGGACAUUAUAGAGUGCGCGCAGGUCGGUGCCAAAACGAAAGUGGCACCUCUAAAGUUCCUCUCUAUUCCGCGAUCCAAGCUACAGGCCGCAGUGAUCGGCAUGCGCCUCGCGGAAACCAUCACUAAAUCGCUCUCAUUCGAAGUGAUAAAGCGAUUCUUUUGUACUGAUUCUAGACAUGUUAUAUAUUGGUUGAACUCGGAUCAUCGACGAUACAGCCAAUUUGUUGCAUUUCGUGUCAGCGAGAUCCUCGAUGCAACGAAUGCAGACGAAUGGUACUGGAUUGGGACAAAACUGAAUGUUGCGGACGAGGGAACUAAGUGGAAAGGAACUCCCAAUCACGACGCGUCUAGCCGCUGGUUUCGAGGUCCAGAGUUUCUCUGGUUUCCGGAAAGAGAAUGGCCAAAAUCUCCAAAACUCGUCGAAUCGUCAACAGUUGAAGAACUUCGUCCUCACCUGCUACUUCAUGUUGCUUCAUGUGAGCCAGUAAUCGAACCGCUGGAUUUCUCUGGAUGGAAAAUACUCUUGCGCCGAGUAGCCUACGUAUUGCGCUACAUCGGAAACCUAAAGCGAAGCGUGAAGAAGAAGAAUCUAAUUUGCGGUCCAUUGAUCUAG
This is a messenger RNA of Topomyia yanbarensis, 4380 nucleotides long. RefSeq lists its product as uncharacterized. Lineage: Eukaryota; Metazoa; Arthropoda; Insecta; Diptera; Culicidae. Bases 1 to 4380 code for a protein of 1459 amino acids. The record is from RefSeq and is a predicted model, not a curated record. The transcript is spliced from 2 exons.